AUGUUUAAUUUUAAUAAAUUAAAUUUUAAAAAUAGAAAAUGUAAAUGUGAUACAAGUAAUGGAUACUAUAUUUCAACUGAUAAUUAAUGUCUUAAAUGUCAUGAAAGUUGUUUGACUUGUUUUGGUGAUUCUUAACAAAAUUGCUAAUCUUGUCAUCCUGGAACCUAUCUCUAUUAAGAUUUUAGUUGUAAAACAUGUGAUCAAGAUAAAGGAUAUUAUAUUAAAGAAAAUAAAUAUUGUUAUUAGUGUCAUCAAAGUUGUUAGACAUGCUAUUUUAUUUCAAUUACAAGUUGCUUGUCAUGUAAAACUGGAACAUAUUUAUAUCCAGAUAAUACAUGUAAAGAAUGUGAUACAAAUAACGGCUAUUUUAUUUAAGAGUAAAAAUGUCUUAAUUGUAAUUAAAGCUGUUUAACUUGUAGUGAUAUUUUAGAAUCAAAUUGCUUGUCUUGUCAUUAAAGAUAUUAUCUCUACGAAAAUUUUACAUGCUAACAAAGUUGUGAUAUUUAAAAUGGAUAUUUUAUUCAAGAAAAUAAAUGUAUUAAAUGUCAUGAAAGCUGUUUAACUUGUAAUGGCAAAUCUUAAUAAAAUUGCUUGUCUUGCAAAACUGGAAAAUAUCUCUCAUUAGAUAAUUCAUGCAAACUAAUUUGUGAUAUUAACAACGGAAAUUUUAUUCAAGAAGACAAAUGUAUCCAAUGUGAUAAAAGCUGCUUAACAUGUAAUGGUAGUUCUAAUUCAAGUUGCUAAUCUUGUUAAUCUGGUUUUUAUCUUUAUCAGGAUAAUACUUGCUAAGAUAAGUGUGAUACUGAAAAUGGUUAUAUAAUUAUAGCUAAUUAAUGUUAUAAUUGUCCUUAAAAUUGUUUAAAUUGUAGCAAUCCUAUCUAAUGUUUGAAAUGUAAACCUAGCUAUUAUCUUUUAUCAAAUAAAAAGUGUUCCUCUACAUGUAGCAAAGAUAAUGGAUUUUAUAUUGAAAAUGAAAAUUGCUUACCAUGUGAUGCAAGCUGCUUAACUUGUAAUGGUAGUUUAGCUUCAAAUUGCUUGUCUUGUCAGUCUGGAUCAUAUCUAUAUUAAAAUAAUACUUGCUCAGAUAAAUGUGAUACGAAAAAUGGUUAUAUUAUUUAAGGAUCUAAGUGCUUAUUAUGUCACAAAAACUGCUUAACAUGUUUGGAUAGUUCUAUUUCAAGCUGCGAAACUUGUAAAUAUGGUUAUUACCUUUAUCAGAAUAAAACUUGCUAGGAUAAGUGUGAUAUUUAAAACGGCUAUUAUAUUUCUGGUAAUAACUGUUUUCAGUGUCCUUAAAAUUGUUUAACUUGUAGCGAUUCUACCAAAUGCUAGAAAUGUAACCCUAAGUAUUAUCUUUUGUAAGAUAACACAUGUUCCUCUACAUGUAACACAGAUAAAGGAUAUUAUAUUGAUAAUUCAAAUUGCUUACCAUGUGAUGCAAAUUGCUUAACUUGUAAUGGUAGUUUAGCUUCAAAUUGCUUGUCUUGUAAAUAAAGGUCAUAUCUAUAUUAAAACAAAACUUGCUCAGAUAAAUGUGAUACGAAAAAUGGUUAUUUUAUUUAAGGAUCUGAUUGCUUAUUAUGUCACGAAAGCUGCUUAACAUGUUAGGAUAGUUCUAAUUCAAGUUGCAAAACUUGUAAAUCUGGUUAUUACCUUUAUUAGAAUAAAACUUGCUAAAAUAAAUGUGAUACUCAAAAUGGUUAUUAUAUUUCUGGUAGUAACUGUUUACAAUGUCAUUAAAAUUGUUUGACUUGUAAUGGUGAUUCAAGUAAUAAUUGUUAAGAUUGUAAUAAAGGUCUUUAUUUUUAACCAGACAAUUCAUGCGGUCAAUGUAAUACAAAUAAUGGAUAUUUUAUUUCUGGAAAUAAAUGCUUGUAAUGUAAUUAAAAUUGUUUAACUUGUAUUGACUCUACUAAGUGUUUGAAAUGUAACCUUAACUAUUAUCUUUUAUCUGAUAACACAUGUUCCUCUAACUGCAGCACAAAUAAAGGAUAUUAUAUUGAAAAUUAAAAUUGCUUACCGUGUGAUGCUAGUUGCUUAACUUGUAAUGGUGGUUCUAAAGGAAAUUGCCUAACUUGUAAUUCAAACUUUUAUUAGAGUAGCAAAUAAAAGGAUAACAGUGGUCUUACUGGAGUAGAGUGCUAUCCUUGUGAUAAAUCCUGCUUAAAGUGUAAAGGCCCUUUAGAAACAGACUGUCUAUCUUGCCCUAAAAAUUAAACUUUAUUACCAACUCUUAGCAAGUGUUCUAUUUGUGAGGAAGAAUACUUUUUUAAUAUAACCACGAAUAACUGUGAUUAAUGUCAUAAAACAUGUUUAACUUGUACUGGCAAAAAUAAAAAUGAAUGUAUAGAUUGCAAUGGAGGAUUAAAACUCAGUAGUAUUACUAAAACGUGUGAAUAAAGUAGUUAAAUUUAAAAAGAAUAAAAAUAAAUCUAACUUAGCUAAGAAAUAGGCUGUUAUAACUAAACUCAACAAUCUAUAGAUAAUUCUUGCUUAGAUGAAUUCGAAAAUAGCUAAUCCUCAACUUAAAAUCUUGAAACAUUGGCUAUAAUAAAUAUAUCACUUAUUUUAGCUUCUUCAAUUUUCACUCAAUAUGGCUCAAGUCUUGGUUGGAUAUUUAUUAAUGAUUAAUAGAUUUUGGGAUUAUGUCUAGUUUUCUGGUUUUUAAUUCUGCAUAUGUUUUCUUCUGGAAAAAUGAGUUCAAUAGCUCCGAUUUGA
Molecule: messenger RNA, 2718 nt
Organism: Tetrahymena thermophila SB210
Lineage: Eukaryota; Ciliophora; Oligohymenophorea; Hymenostomatida; Tetrahymenidae
Product: zinc finger lsd1 subclass family protein
Exons: 16
Source: RefSeq, a predicted model, not a curated record